AUGUUAAGGAUGUUCCUGCAGGUCCUGAAGGGGGAGGCCUCUGAGAUUGUCGUGGUGCCCCUAUACAAGCGCACAGUAGAUGAAAACUUUGGUCGACCAACUUUGAAAUUGCGAGAGUACGCAGCUCUGGCGGCACAACAACUUCUUAUCCCAACGGUGCAUCUUGUCUGCAUGUCAGCUGUGCUGCACACCUGUUUUAUGCUAGAAUUGUUUCUGGGCGAUGUAUCUAUGCUGUUGCACGACAUGACUCCAUAUGGGAGUGAUGCGUCGCAAUGGAUCGCCACUCCACCUGCAUUUCUACCUGGGGAUGGAAGGCAAUGCUGA
This is a messenger RNA of Eimeria mitis, 324 nucleotides long. RefSeq lists its product as uncharacterized. Bases 1 to 324 code for a protein of 107 amino acids. NCBI's taxonomy places the organism in Eukaryota, Apicomplexa, Conoidasida, Eucoccidiorida, Eimeriidae. The record is from RefSeq and is a predicted model, not a curated record. The transcript has 5 exons.